Messenger RNA from Daucus carota subsp. sativus, 663 nucleotides. Its product is annotated as histone H2B.3. Gene Ontology annotation, cellular component: nucleosome. The transcript has a single exon. Gene Ontology annotation, molecular function: structural constituent of chromatin; DNA binding; protein heterodimerization activity. The record is from RefSeq and is a predicted model, not a curated record. The coding region runs from base 89 to 517 and encodes 142 amino acids. Lineage: Eukaryota; Viridiplantae; Streptophyta; Magnoliopsida; Apiales; Apiaceae.
AUCUCUUCUCAACAAUCACACACACAAACAAAUCUCUCUCUAAUCCUCUCUCUAGUUCCCCCUAAUUCUCAAACACUAGAUUUGUUCAAUGGCUCCCAAAGCAGCAGAGAAGAAGCCGGCCGAGAAGAAGCCCGCCGCCGAGAAAGCCCCGGCCGAGAAGAAGCCCAAGGCCGGCAAGAAGCUCCCCAAGGAAGCCGGCGCAGCCGCUACUGACAAGAAGAAGAAGAGAAGCAAGAAGAGCGUUGAGACCUACAAGAUCUACAUCUUCAAGGUGCUCAAGCAGGUUCACCCGGACAUUGGUAUCUCCAGCAAGGCCAUGGGGAUCAUGAACAGCUUCAUCAACGAUAUCUUCGAGAAGCUCGCCCAGGAGUCUUCCAAGCUGGCCAGGUACAACAAGAAGCCAACCAUCACUUCUCGCGAGAUUCAGACUGCUGUGAGGCUUGUUCUCCCUGGUGAAUUGGCCAAGCACGCUGUUUCGGAAGGCACCAAGGCGGUCACCAAAUUUACCAGCUCUUAAAUUUGCGUUUGUUGAAUGUCUAGAUUGUGUUCUGAAAGUGUUUGAUUAAAUGUCUAGGAGAUAGACUUAGGUCUUUGUUAUCUGUUUCUGAAGUUGUGUAACUAUCAUGGUUCUGGAUUAAUGAUAUAUAUGAUUUGAAGCUUGGA